This is a messenger RNA of Aphanomyces invadans, 1233 nucleotides long. RefSeq lists its product as hypothetical. The record is from RefSeq and is a predicted model, not a curated record. Lineage: Eukaryota; Oomycota; Saprolegniomycetes; Saprolegniales; Verrucalvaceae. The transcript has 4 exons. The coding region runs from base 39 to 1151 and encodes 370 amino acids.
UGCUCCAAAGGUGCUUGAAUCGCCCAACACAAGCGGCAAUGGUUUUGCCCGCGAUGAACGUAGAUGACCCCGACGUGCGUCGGGCAGAGGCUCGAAGAUCUCGAGACAACGAACGCGUGAAGAAGCUGCAUGACGGCCGCUUGCGUAAUAACGGAGCGGACAUCAUUGGGAUUAAAAACCAAAUUGUUGAAAAGGAAGCCCGCGCCGCCCGAGAAGCGCAGGAGGAGCAGCAGCACGUGCACGAGCAAGAGAGCAUCCGCCGGUACAUCAGUCGAGUCGAAGCUGACGAAGCAGCCCAGCGACAUGAAGAAGCAGUACGACUUCGACAGGAGUGGCUAAGCCAGAGUCUGACUCGUGGCGAACGCCGGGAGGCGGAUAUUGCCCGGAAAGAGAUGUCGGCGCUGAAUGUCGACGAUUGCUCGGUCGCAUCGGCUCAAAAGUUCGACGGCGAAGACCUUGGACGGCAUGAACGGCGCCGCCUUCAAGCAUCCCAAGUACGCGAGUGGACGCAGAGUCAAAUUGCGGCGAAAAACGCCAAGGCGAGUGACGACAAGGAGCGCGACCGCCAUUACGAUGAAACGAUGCGGGGAGUGAGCGAUUUGCAGCAGCAAGCGGAAGCCGACUACGAGCGAGAAAGGGCAAAACAAGCCCUUGAGGUGCGGCGAUACAACGAGGCCAUGGCAAACGCGCUCAAGGAACAAGGGGUGGCGCAGCACGAGCUCAAUGAUAUCAUCGAUCGAAGCGAGAUCCUAGCGACUGUACAGAGCGAUUUCCUCAGUGAAAACGCUCUACAAGCCAAACUGGCCAACCCAAACCGCGUGCGUGUGGAUCACUGGAAGGGGUUGUCGAAAGACGAAGUCAAGAAAAUCGUGCUGUCCAACAAUGACCUCCUCACUGCCAAACAAAAGCGACAUUGCCUCGAGAAGGAGUCCGAGUUGUUGCAACAUCAAGCAGAGGAUGGAAUCCGUCGGCAGUUAAUCGAAAUCGAUUACGACGCGGAGAAGCAGAAGGCCCAAACACAGCUCGAAAUCCAGCAAACCCUCAAGCGACAAGCGCUAGAAGCCAAAGAAAGGGAAAAAAAGCAAAAAGAGCAAUCCCAAGGCAAGAUCGAAAAGAGCUUUUUCAACUCGUUUGGAAGGUCAUUCCGAUAAAGCGGCGUAGUUGCAUUCUAAAGUGAAUUGAUAUCCCUCGUUGCAUGAAACAUUUCGAACAUACCCUACUGUGUCCCAAAGC